Molecule: messenger RNA, 633 nt
Organism: Cooperia oncophora
Lineage: Eukaryota; Metazoa; Nematoda; Chromadorea; Rhabditida; Trichostrongylidae
Source: the annotation of a GenBank genome assembly
AUGACGAACUCAACAGCUGCAGGGUUGACGAAUCGUGAAACUAGUCUCGCGAUUUCUUCAAUUCAUCAAUUCGCACUUUCGCAAGGAAUCGCUCAGUUCGCUUCAAGAAUUGUGGAACUCUGGAAAGAUAGAACACCAGAAGUUAGAACUGGGCAUCUGCUUAGAGAUCACACAUUUUGGCUAGCAGCAGCUUAUGCAGAAGCUAUAAGCAGUGCCGUUGAUAACUCUCCAACAGCUACUGCUGAGUCUUCUCAAGAUUUGUUCCGACUACCAACACAGCAAUCAGUGCAGUCAUCUACCUCCUCGCUGAGCAGCUGCAAUGUUUCUGCAAAAAAAUUUAGUUCGGGAAGGAGUUUCUCUACUGCUUACGACUCAGAUGUCUCGUCAUUGAGUCUCAGCAGCGACUGUGUAGAUAUGAAGGUGUUCACCGGUACAAGGGGCAUCCUGGCAGAUGACUCGUCAUUAGACUGCCAGAACAUCCUUCAAGCAGAGAAUGUUGUGAAGAAGUCGACAACUGGCGAUUCACUGAUGAUGCGCUCGCAGAAAAACAUGAACCUCAGGACGUGGACCAUCUUGAAUCAAAUGGAGACGUGGCAAAAAACAAUGGAUGGCACUAACGUAGUAGAAAUUUAA